Molecule: messenger RNA, 5495 nt
Organism: Hypomesus transpacificus
Lineage: Eukaryota; Metazoa; Chordata; Actinopteri; Osmeriformes; Osmeridae
Product: solute carrier family 45 member 4
Exons: 9
Coding region: 855-3314 (819 amino acids)
Biological process (GO): transmembrane transport
Cellular component (GO): membrane
Molecular function (GO): sucrose:proton symporter activity
Source: RefSeq, a predicted model, not a curated record
GCACUGGCCGUUCUGCAAGAGGUCCCGGUGGAACCAGUCUAUGCACCAAAACAAAAAAUAUCGAGCUCGGUACUGAGCGAGGGGGCGGUAAAUAGAUAUUGCAAUAAUAACAAUCCCCUACAAAUGGUUGUCUUCCUUCGUAGAGGCAACAGCAGAUGGGUGCCUGCUAGACAGCUGCAGUGUUUCCGCGGGAAUACGAGUUCAGUGUUGUCACGACAACGGCUGUCAAACAGAGUCUCAGGACAUUUAUGAAGCUUUCAAGGCCUUUUGACUGAUCAGCCAAUCAAUGGGGAUUCUCCGAGGAGCUCCUUCCUGCGUGGCCCGUGUCCCCCCUCCCCUCCGCCUCCUGCCCUCCCCCCUGCCCUCCCCCCUAACCUCCCCUCUGCCCUCCCCCAACAUGAAACUGUGGCUGACUGAAUGGCCAUUAAUAUGGAUUUUUACCUCAUCUAGACUGUAAAUCACAUGACAACACACGCACACACCUGUGUUGUACCAAAUCAACCUGCCCCUGUUGGGUGGAGACACACAACACACUCCCACACACACCGACUCUUUUCACACACUCUCAUCACUCCCACACACACACUCACAUCACUCCCACACACACACACUCUUUCUCACACUCCCACACGCACCUGGAAUGUACCCGUAGCCUCUGAGAGGCCGUCUUUGUUUCCGGAAGAAUCCAGAAGGCUCGGAUCGCCGUGUCGACAGCAACACAGGUCCAUAUUUGAUAUUUGAUAUUUAUUUUUUGCUACCUGGUGACCUGGUGACCUUCCUCGUCGCCGCGGGAACCAGCUGGGAGGAGACGCGUGCCAUUGGCGUGUCAUUGGCGUGUUGUCCCACACGGGUGCAUGCCGGCCGCUAUGGCGCCCCAGAACACAGAGACUGAGAGCAUGGUGGUGCCGCGGGGGCUGGGGGGAGGGCACGGCCCGGCGGGGGGGAAGGGGGGAGGCAGGGGGGAGGCGGGAGAGACCACGGAGGAGUGCGUGAGCGAGGGCUCCAUAGACCGCAUCCCUCUCAGACAGUGGGUCAUGCACGGAGCCGUGAUGUUCGGGAGAGAGUUCUGCUACGCCAUGGAGACCGCCUUGGUGACACCUGUCCUGCUGCAAAUAGGUCUUCCAGAGCAGUACUACAGCCUGACCUGGUUCCUGAGCCCCAUCCUGGGUCUGAUUUUCACGCCUCUGAUUGGCUCGGCCAGCGACCGCUGCACGUUACGCUGGGGGCGGAGACGGCCCUUCAUCCUGGCGCUCUGCGUGGGUGUGCUGCUGGGCGUCGCCCUCUUCCUCAACGGCUCUCUCAUUGGGCUGGCCAUUGGAGACGUGCCAAACAACCAGCCAAUCGGCAUCGUGUUAACAGUUCUGGGCGUGGUGGUGCUGGACUUCUGUGCCGACGCCACGGAGGGACCAAUCAGAGCCUACCUUCUAGACGUGGCUGACACAGAGGAACAGGACAUGGCUCUGAACAUCCACGCCUUCUCCUCUGGUCUGGGUGGAGCAGUGGGUUAUGCACUGGGCGGCCUGGAUUGGACGCACACCUUCCUAGGCUCCGCCUUCAAAUCCCAGGAACAAAUCCUCUUCUUCUUCGCCGCCAUCCUGUUCUCCGUCUCCGUGGCGUUGCACCUGGUGAGCAUCGAGGAGCAGCAGUACAGCCCCCAGAACGACCGAUUGGACGAGGAAUCCGCCGAGCCCGCCCACCCCUCCCCGGAAGCCAACGGGCUGCUGGCAGGCCCCUCUCCCCGGCAGAGUGUCGACGGGGACCCCUACGACCCCCUGGGACGCUUCACGGUGGACAAGGACGACUGCGGCUCGGAGCGCAACCUCGCCAUGCACUUCCUGGACGUGGAGCUGGUCCGUAGCCGGAGCGACUCCGUGCUGGCCAUGGCCGACGCUUCCCUGGAGCAGCAGGAGUUGUUCCUGCACCAUAUCGAGCCGUCCAUCUUCUCCGAGCGCCUGUCGUCCUAUCACGGCUCGCCACCUCGCCGCCGAAGCAGCGCCGGCAGUGAGGACUACCUGCGCUCAAAGGUGUCGCGCCUGUCGGCCUUCCUGCAGGAGCUGGAGCGCGAUGGCGAGGAGACGCUGCUCAACAACCAGCUCAACGAGACGCUGGCGCCGCACGGGCGCACCGUCGCCAACGGCAACGCCGCCGCCGCCGGUGCGCGCCUCAAGGCCUCACGCGCCGCCCACAACAACAACGCCGCCGCCUCCGCCGCCGCCUCGGCGCGCCGCCGCCACACCUUCUACCGCCAGCCCUCGUGCACGUUCUCCUACUACGGCCGCGUGGGCGCUCACCGUUAUCGCUACCGCCGCGCCAACGCCGCCCUGCUCAUCAAGUCGUCGCGGAGCAUGAACGACCUGUACGAGGUGCCGGCUCGCCAGCGGCGGAAGCAGCAGCGGGCGCGCCACCCGAGCGGCAACACGGUGUCGAGCGGCGACACGGAGAGCGAGGAGGAGGAGGUGGAGACCACGGUGAAGCUGCUGUGGAUGUCCAUGCUGAAGAUGCCCCCGGAGCUGUGGCGGCUGUGCGUGUGCCACCUGCUCACCUGGUUCGCCGUCAUCGCCGAGGCGGUGUUUUACACCGACUUCAUGGGGCAGGUCAUCUACCACGGGGACCCCACGGCUCCUGCUAACUCCACAGAUCUGCAGAACUACAACAUAGGGGUCCAGAUGGGGUGCUGGGGACUGGUUAUCUACGCUAUGACUGCUGCUGCCUGCUCUGCCAUGCUCCAGAAGUACCUGGACAACUUUGACCUCAGCAUAAAGAUCAUCUACAUCCUGGGCACGCUCGGCUUCUCCAUAGGAACCGCCGUCAUGGCGAUGUUCCCCAACGUGUACGUCGCCAUGGUGAUGAUCAGCAGCAUGGGCAUCAUCUCCAUGUCUAACUCCUACUGCCCUUACGCCCUGCUGGGCCAGUACCACGAGAUCAAGGAGUACAUCCACCACAGCCCAGGGAACUCCCGGAGGGGCUUUGGCAUCGACUGUGCCAUCCUGUCCUGCCAGGUGUACAUCUCCCAGAUCCUGGUGGCGUCUGCUCUGGGCGCCAUGGUGGAGGCCGUGGGCAGCGUGCGCGUCAUCCCCAUGGUGGCCUCCGGGGGCUCCUUCCUGGGGUUCCUCACUUCCUGCUUCCUGGUCAUCUACCCCGGGCAGGGCGGUGAGGGGGAGGCGUCCAAGGCGGAGCAAAAGGCCCUGACCGCGCCCCUUGGCAACGGGGGUUCCGGUAACGACGUGACGGAGAAGCCGAGCGUUCUGAAGCUGACGAAGAAGGGCGUGGCUAAAACCACCACUUGCCGGCUGGAGUGUGAGUCCACGCUCUGAUUGGACGAGACAAUGAGGCCGGAUGGAUCUGCUGUUGAUUACCAAGGCAACGGCAGACACGUUCCCACAACAAUGGGGAUAACUGACCUUCAGCUACCACAAGACAAUGCAUAAUGGGAGUUAUAGUUCUCUCAGAGACUUGAAAGGACCGGGAUUUCAAAAUGUUUUAAACCGAAUGUGGUUUGCAAAAUGUGUGUCCUUGGAUCUUCAAUAACCCAGGGUCAGUUUGUACAUCUAGGUCAGUUUGUCAACUUGGGUCAGUUAUCAACCUGGGUUAGUCGUUAACCUUAGUGAGUUUAUCCUAGGUCAGUUUUAACCCAGGAGUUCAUCCCGGGACACUUUAAACUUGGGUUGCUUGUUAACCCAGGUGAGUUAAUCCUGGGUCAAUUUUAAUUUAGGAGUUUAUCAUGGGUCAGUUUCAACCUGGGCUAGAUUGGGUCUCAGGAUGAAAGCUGUCUCUCUCUCAGGGCCACCAGGGGGCGCCAGAGGGCCGCUUGCCUGGACAGGACACUUCAGGGGCGAACACUCUACACACACACUUCUAUAUCAACAUACACUCACACACUCCUGUGCACACACACACACGCAUACUCUCACAAACUCUCACAAGCGCACAUACCCACGCACGCAUGUACACAAACAAACCUGCGCAUACUUUUCUGACUUCCAAACCUGGGUCAAGAUAAUGGAAUACACAGUCAAAUAUAUAAAUUGAUGAAUAUUUUACUUCAAAAAAGUUACAAUCAUUUCAAAAUAUUGACAAAUUCAGCUCUUCCUUUUGAAUGAUGAUGUUGAGUUUACUAUUUAGUGAGAGCCUUCUCUAUGUCGACUUCAAUGUUUAGGGAAGGAAACAUUGUAAUCACCAAAAGUAUAAUUGAUAUAUGGUUGUUCCUUUGCGGACUGACAUACACUUGUCCAUUGCUCCUGUCGCUAUAAGCCUACAGAGUUGAUGGGUUUUGCUCUAUUGUGUAGUACAGAUAGGAUGUCAACACAGAACCGGCGAAAAGUAUUGGUGUAAAGUCUACGUCAUACAAGUAUAUGGGGCAUGUGUACAGUUUACACGGUAAACGAUACGGUGCAUGUGUAAAGUUUACGUUGUAAAACAAAUAGUAUAUGUGUCAAGUCCACACAGGAACGCAUACACGGCGGGUGUAAGGUUGACAUUGUAAAGUAUACCAGGUGUUUGGAGAGGGCAUUACUACUGGUGCAGACACUUUAUCUCGAUGUUACAACAAUAAUCUCAAUGCUGCAGAGGAGAGGAGGAUAGCUAACCAAACGAAGGGGGGAGAUGGAGGAAGCCGGACGUGGACUUGAAAGCUUCUCCUUUCUUAUCUUGUGUCGUCUUUUAAAAAUGUUCUCCUCUUAUGUUGCUGCACAAUGUGAGUUCAUGGUGAUGAGGAUGCCAGUGAAGAUUAGAACGUUACGGUUGGAAAUGACUGUUGGUCAUACCGAUUGCCUGAUUUUCGAGAGGAGGUGAGAGAAGAAGGGAGAGAGGGGGAGGUAUAGGAGGGCCAGGGAGGUGAGGUGUGUGUGUGUGUGUGUGGGGGGGGGGGGCGCAUCCACACACCGCCCUCCCACAUACCUACAGCACUUAGGCAGAACUUGAAGCUGUGCAGGGAUACAUGGUUUUAUUUUCCACCCACAUAGAAUCUCUGUUCUAUUUUUCUAACUGAAUGAGAGUAUGAUUAAUAUGUAGAAAGAUCAUUUCACAGGUUGUCAGUUUACAUACUAUACACCUGUUGCAUUGUUUAAAUAGGUAUGUGCUGGGUUAGCUUAGCCUAGCCUAGCUGUGUGCUGAGGUUAGCUUAGCUGUGUUUCUGGGUUAGUCUAAGGCCGGAGUGUUUGCUGGGUAAGGGGUUGUAGCCAGCCAGUCUGUUACAUUAAAUCUAUGUUGAGGAGGGCGCUUUUACUUGUUGACCUUCUGUGCCAGGCCAGGGUCUAGUUAUGACUGCUUAUGGGUGGUUAGAGCUGGUCAAAGCUGUUGGCACUAUUGUUGUUCCAGCUGUGUAGGUCUAUGCCAUAAGAGAGAUUUGAGUGUGUGUUAGACCUUAAACAAUAAUCUGAGAUCUUUCCAGAACAUCUGAAGGAGUUUAACCAAACUACAAAGUGAGUGCAAAAUGAAAGAUUUUUGUCAAAUCAAGACGCUGCAAUAAUUCUACUGUUCUGCCUCAGUUGGGGGUG